GGUAAUAUUUUAAUGUCAGAUAAUUACAAUGAAUUAUUUAUUAUUGAUUUAGGAUUAUGCAAACCUACAAGUGUUUUACAAAAUUCCGGUAAUAAAGUUAAUGAAAUUUAUGGAGUUUUACCUUAUAUGGCGCCUGAAAUAUUAAGAAAAAAACCUUAUACUCCAGCAAGUGAUAUUUAUAGCUUUUCAAUGAUAAUGUGGGAAUUAACAUCCGGCAUUCCUCCAUUUAACCAUGAAGCACAUGAUCAUCACUUUAUCUUGAGUGUUUAUGAAGGGAAACGUCCUAAAAUUAUGGAAAAUACUCCAAAAUGUUAUAUAGAUUUAAUGAAAAAAUGUUGGGAUUUAAAUCCUUCCAAUAGACCAACCAUAAUAAUGCUUGAAAAUAUUAUAUCUGAAUGGGUUGGAUGUAUUAAUAAAUAUUAUGAAAUAAACAAGAAUGGAAAUUAUAAAUUUUUAGUGCCUAAUAUUGAUAAUCAAUUAAAAAAUGAUUUGAUAGAAUUUAUAGAAGCAAAUGAAUCUUUAAUGCAAAAUCAAGCAAAUACUUCUAUUAUCCAAUAUCAUCCACAAGCAUGUUAUACAAGCCGCAAACUUACUGAA
Rhizophagus irregularis DAOM 181602=DAOM 197198 is the source of this 597-nucleotide messenger RNA. Lineage: Eukaryota; Fungi; Glomeromycota; Glomeromycetes; Glomerales; Glomeraceae. The record is from RefSeq and is a predicted model, not a curated record.